AUGUACCCUACUCUUUCCUCUCACCCAACCCCCACCCACAACUUCCUCAUCCAGCCUCACGAUUUUCUAUCUUCUCUGGUUGCCAGGUAUGCAAAUUUCCGCGGGAGUGCCAACUAUCUCGAGUACAUGUACACAUAUGACGACUGCGUGGCGAAUAAAAAGCAAUCUUACAUACAAGAAACGUGUGGCUGCUAUUCAGACGACCUAUUCGUGCCAAUUGAAUUACCUGACGUAGAUGGUGAUCGUAGCGCCAACGAUAAGGCUAGGUCGCGUUUUUGGCCUAAAUGGUUGGGUAGAAAACAUAAAACAGUACUGGUCUCGGAUGAAGAACGAAGAAAGGAACAGAUUUUCUGUCGAGAUGUUCGUCGGAAAACCUCGAACCAAAUUCGUGACCACUUUCUGUGUCACGAACAGCACGCAAGGAUGGCCACUACGAGGGUGUUGGAUCAAUUUGUUUCGCCUAACCUGCUGUUCCACAGCCGAUUUGACCCCGACCAACGAAAGAUCUACAGACACGAUAUCUGCUCGAUGCUGUGUGACAAAGUGAGACCACUAUAG
Molecule: messenger RNA, 558 nt
Organism: Protopolystoma xenopodis
Lineage: Eukaryota; Metazoa; Platyhelminthes; Monogenea; Polystomatidea; Polystomatidae
Source: the annotation of a GenBank genome assembly